CAAGAUUGAUUAUGAUCUAGGACUGGAGGGCGCGCUCCCCCACCCUUCUCGGCGCCCGGGGACGGCGUUUACAGCCCGACCCAAUGACAGUUGCUUCGGCUGCGCCAACGCCGUCCCUGGCACGAGGCAGCGCUCUUCGGACGACAGCCUCGAUGACCCCUUUGGCACCUUCGGCCCGGAGCACGUGGAGUCGGGAGCCUGCGGGAGGGGACGAGGGCGGCACUCCCGCGGAGGAGGCGCGCGUCCGCCUCCCCAAUGACAGCAGGUGAGCGAGCGGCGGAGGUGGGUCGGGCGGGCUCCUGCCUCUCCCCCCCCCGCCCACCUCCCGGUCGGCGGGGCCCUGGCAGCGGCAGAAAGGUUCCGCGAGGAGGAGGAGGAGGAGGAGAAAAGGGAGGGAGAGAGGGCCGGCCACGGGCUGGGUGCGGUCCUGGCGGUCCCCGAUCCGGAUUUCUUCAAUUUCCCCUCUCCGUCGCUCACUCGUGCUCUCCGAGCUGAGGCGCAGUCAGAAAGAGCAGCAGCUCCGGCGGCAGCACUGACCGCUAGAGCGCGGCGGCGACGCUUUAACCGCGGCAGCCAAAACAAACGGAGCCCUCGCUAUUUAUUGGCGGCGGCCGGAGCGGGCCGGCUCAGAGCGGCCGACCAGCUCACCUGCCCCCCCUCGCCGCAUGGCCGCGGCCGCUGCUCCCCUCCCGGGGCAGCCCGGCCGUCGCCGCCGCCGUCGCCGCCGCUCCUCUUGCAGCGACUCCCGCUGAGCUCCUGUGGGUCGUCAGAGCCAUGAAGGCGGCGCGGCUGCUGCUCCUCCUCAGCGGCUGCGCGCUGCUCCUGUUGGCGCCCGAGGUGCGCGGCUGCGGGCCGGGCCGUGUAGUGGGCAGCCGCCGCCGUCAGCCCAGGAAGCUCAUCCCUCUCGCCUACAAGCAGUUCAGCCCCAACGUGCCCGAGAAGACGCUGGGCGCGAGCGGCAGGUACGAGGGCAAGAUCGCCCGCAACUCGGAGCGCUUCAAGGAGCUGACGCCCAACUACAACCCGGACAUCAUCUUCAAAGACGAGGAGAACACCGGCGCCGACCGCCUCAUGACCCAGCGCUGCAAAGACCGCCUAAACUCCCUAGCCAUUUCAGUGAUGAACCAGUGGCCAGGGGUGAAGCUCCGGGUGACAGAAGGUUGGGAUGAAGAUGGACACCACUCAGAGGAGUCCCUGCACUAUGAAGGCCGUGCUGUUGACAUCACCACCUCUGACCGGGACCGCAACAAGUAUGGGAUGCUCGCACGCCUGGCUGCGGAGGCUGGUUUUGACUGGGUUUACUAUGAAUCCAAGGCUCACAUUCACUGCUCUGUUAAAUCAGAGCAUUCAGCAGCAGCAAAGACGGGAGGCUGUUUCCCAGCCCGGGCCCUGGCAACUCUAGAGAGUGGGACCAAGAUUCCAUUGUGGGCACUGAAGCCCGGACAGCGGGUCCAAGUCAUGGAUGCACAAGGCCACCUCGUAUACAGUGAGUUCCUGGCAUUUCUGGAUAAGGCACUGUCAUCAAGGACCGCUUUCCACGUCAUUGAGACACAGGACCCACCCCGCCGCUUGGCUCUCACAGCAGCACAUCUCCUUUUUGUCGGGGAGAACGCAACUGCACCCAUGAAGACUAUUUUUGCCAGCCUGGUCCAGCCAGGUCAAUACGUGCUGGUAACUGAGAGGGGACAGCUGCAGACGGCCAGGGUAGCAGCUGUCUCCUUGCAGGUGGACGUUGGUGCCUAUGCUCCCCUCACCAAUCAUGGGACUCUGGUGGUGGAUGAAGUGGUAGCCUCUUGUUUUGCUCUGGUGCAGGACCAUCAUUUGGCUCAGUGGGCUUUCUGGCCCUUGCGACUGUAUCUCCACUGGGCAGGGCAUGACUGGACCCAGCCAGAAGGUGUGCACUGGUACUCUGUCCUGCUUUACCGUCUGGGCCAAAUGUUCCUAGCUUCAGAUAGCUUCCACCAGUUGGCCACAGCGCAGUUUGAGAGCUGAGUGAAUGUCUUCCAUUGCCUCUGAGACAGGGAGAAACCCAGUGGCCUCUACUGGUUCUUGGGUGGGACUGCUUGGCAGCCAAACCCCAAUGGUGGGGGACAGGAGGUGGGACCUCUGAUUUCCCCUCACCUAUACCAAGCACAAGAGUGGAAGGAAGGUUUUGACUUUUGUUUCCGCCUUCUUUGUGCUGUUGGCUAAGAAGGGAGUGCCCAGUAAUGGGGCCAUACGCUGCUAUUUUGGUUGAAGAGCCUCUGAUGCAAAAAGGAGAGUGAGCCAGAUGGAGAUCCUCAAACCCGGGAUGAAUGAAAAAGGUGGCUGGGAAAUUCUGCAAUUCCGGAUUGCAGAUUAAGGACGUACUGUGUGACUCUAUAUGCAAGGAGGCUGCAGGGAGAGGCCAAGUGUGGGGUUGUGAGACUUCUCCCAAAAACCAUCUCCUUUUAGGAACUGUAUGCCUCCUGGCACUGUUCCUUUGUGGCCAAAGCAGCUACACGGGUGACACUCCUGGAUUCUAGCCCUUGUGAGGAUGGAAAUGCUUAUUUCCAGCUGAAAGUUCACCUGAAUCUGGGGCAAUAAGCACAGGAAAGAAGAAGGGCACAUCAAUUAUGGUAAGGGAACAGGCAACAGAGAGGAGGAAAGAUGUAUAGGAUAUCAUACCAUCGUCUUUGGAUCAGUAGACUAUUGAACUGCAGUAAUGGAAGCUCUCUCUUUGUCUUCUGCCUUCACUAAUGCAAAUUAAAAGAAUCACUCCACCUAAAAACAUGCACUGAAAGAAGGAAGAGUACAGGGUGCCACGAGGGGGAAAAAGACCUCAGCCUGCUUUAAGAAGCUAAGUCUAACUGGAUUCACCAAAAGGUGGUUAUCGUAAUAAUAUUUUUUAAUCACGUCACCUAUGUUGGCUGGUCUUCAAGAUUCACCAAGAGGAACAAAAUUAGAAAACAGAACUGGGAAUUCUCUGCUUGUGAAGGGAUAGAUUAAGAAUUAGGGAGGGGAAAUGGAUUGUUUGAUUUUGCAAAGUGUUUCAUUGCUUUUGGAAGGUACAAGAGGGCAGAUGUUUUUCAGGAGCGUAAUUUUCUGUCUUCUUGGCAUCCCAAAGGGAGGGAUACAGAGCAGAGGAUCUGAUGUUUGAGCUUAUGUAAGAAAAAGAAACAGACCCAAAGCCAUUUGCAGAGAAGAAUUGCUUAUUCGCUCUGCAAAUCCUUUCUCCUUUGCAUUAGUUUGGUAAAUAUGGAUCUUUCUUUGCCAAGACAAUGUGGAAAGCAACCACUAGGACAAUUGUGUGCAUUAUAUAUCGAUCAUGUUUCUACAGAGUAUGCCUGAGAUCAACUCAAUUCUGACAAUCGUUGACAAAAUUAUUGUUUUAGAUACAUAUGUGCAUUUUCUAAAAAAAACCUAGUGAAUUGUUAGGUUUACAUGCAGAAAAAUAAAACGGGUUGCUAAUUCCAUCUAAUGCAACUUACUAGAAAAUGGUUUUCAGCUGUACAGGAAAAGCGUUAGUGGCUUAAUCUCUCUCUCUUUCUCUCUGUCUGGAUCAAAAACUUAACAGGUUUUGGGUUAAGUAAAAAUGGAUUUUUUUGAAAAAUGGUAAGUUUUCAAGUACACCCAGCAGUUCCCACACGUUUAGUUAAAUCCAUGUUGGAAAUUGUCACAUGUGAAAACCAGGUCCAGAUCUCCCAGUUUAAGCCUCUCCUUGCGGAGAUUGUGCUGCAAUGACAUCUUUGCAUCAGCAAUUGGUCCUCCUCCACCUUUGAUUCUGACAACUAACAUUUUGCUUCUAUGUAGCUACCAGCACAGCCCAUUAACUAGCCAACAAGAAUAAGUUUCUUCUUACCCACAGAGGGGCUCCUCAUGCCUCUUCACCAUCAUACUUAAAUUUGAUCCCAUGAACGGUAGUAGAUUAAAAGGAUCCUUUGCUUAUCACAUUGCUUUUAUUUAUUUCCCUGUCCUUUGCAAAAUGCUCAGAAUUCCCUUGGUUGCUAAAAGCUUUCUGCUAAAAGAGACCAAAGG
This is a messenger RNA of Crotalus tigris (Tiger rattlesnake), 3996 nucleotides long. It is a transcript of the gene IHH, whose product is annotated as Indian hedgehog signaling molecule. The coding region runs from base 775 to 1992 and encodes 405 amino acids. Gene Ontology annotation, biological process: regulation of gene expression; cell-cell signaling; smoothened signaling pathway. NCBI's taxonomy places the organism in Eukaryota, Metazoa, Chordata, Lepidosauria, Squamata, Viperidae. Gene Ontology annotation, molecular function: calcium ion binding; patched binding. The record is from RefSeq and is a predicted model, not a curated record. The transcript has 3 exons.